Messenger RNA from Archocentrus centrarchus (flier cichlid), 2377 nucleotides. RefSeq names its product dermatopontin (gene dpt). The transcript has 4 exons. NCBI's taxonomy places the organism in Eukaryota, Metazoa, Chordata, Actinopteri, Cichliformes, Cichlidae. The record is from RefSeq and is a predicted model, not a curated record. Gene Ontology annotation, cellular component: extracellular matrix. The coding region runs from base 82 to 651 and encodes 189 amino acids. Gene Ontology annotation, biological process: collagen fibril organization.
AUCUGGACAGCAAAAAGGCUCGGAGGAGUAUAAGCUGAGGCAGAUGUGAGGAAGUGCAGCAGAUGGACUGAUCUCCUCAUCAUGAAUCCAGCUCUGGUGCUGUUGGCGUUGCUGGCCUCAGUGGCGGCUCAGUCUCACGACCAUUAUGACAUGGGCUGGGUCAAUGGAUAUCGCCAGGGAUUCAACUUCCAGUGUCCCCACGGUGAAGUUAUCGUUGCCAUCAGGAGCUACUUCAGUGAGACGGAUGGCUCUGACCGCCUGUGGUCAUUUGAGUGCCAGCCCACCCCUGAGGGUCUGGGGGAGCCCAGUGACUGCUGGUGGGAUGACAUCAACCGUACUGGGAUGGAGUGGACUUCAACAUGCACCCGUAAUGGCCUGGUAGCUGGUGUCCAGAGCAAGUACUUUGAGUCCACUCUUGACCGGGAAUGGCAGUUUUACUGUUGCUACUACAAACGCCGCUGCCCCUACUCCUGCAUGAAGACCACUGACAUUCCUGAAUACUACAGAGAAGAGGGAGAGAUGGUUGUCCCGAGUUAUGGCUACUUCAUCCGAGGUGCCCAGACCACCUUCAGCGGAGUGCUAAGAGAUCGGCAGUGGAAGUACAUCCUGUGCAGAAUGACAGACUUUGACUGUGACUUUGAGAAUUUAUAGGCAUGUGAGGAGUUUUUUAUUGAUGCAUAAACAUUUUUAAUACAUAUUCACAUCUACAUUUAAAGGUGACCUAUUAUGCUUUUCAUUUUAUCCUGUCAUAUAUCUCCUGUUCCAGUGGUUGGUGCUCAUAUUAAACAUGGCCAAAGUUACAAGUAAUCCCUAUGAGCCAAACACUUAAACAUACGCGUGUCUGUCACUUCGGGCCGCACGUUUCAAACUCCAGCCAGUCAAAUGACAUCAGUUCAGAUGCUGCAGAUAGUGAAUUUUAAAGGGAGAGAUGCUGCCUAACCCUCAACUUCAAAACAGAGGAGAAGUUGAUCACUGUGAGGAGCACAAAAACUUAGUAGCUUAGCUCAUCCUGCUAGUCGACACUCUGUUAGCUUGUGACUGGUUGUUGUUGCUAUGAUGACUGCACCAGCAAAGUUACCCUGCUCAGAUACCAACAUUUUUUGGUCUAUUUUUGGCUUUCACUGAUGCCAAAGUGAGUACAUGCUCUAAUAUGAUGAUCUCAGGCACACAGCCACACCUCCCUGCUCCUCAGACCUUCUGUUUGGGAGGAGCGGCCAAUCAGAAAAACCACUGGCUUAAGGGGAGGCAGCCUGGCCUCAGGGCAAAACAUGCAACCGUCACAAAAAGCAGCGUAUUUGUUCAUGUUUGUGGACACAGAUUGGCCCAUUUUGUUGGUUUCUUGCUUGGGGACAGCAGGUCUUGAAACUAAUGCAUUUCUACAGGAAGUACUGGAUGUUUCAAGACUCUCAGAGCUGAGGCGUCACCCCGACAACCGAGGAAACUGAAAUGACGACCCACCUUUAAUCCAAUCCAUGACCUGCACCUAACCAAGCAGGUCAUUAAAAUGUGUGGAAAUCACUGCCAGUCAUUUAAACUAGAUUAAAAGCAGAACAAAUGUCAGUUAGUAAGAAAACAAGGGGCUGCACCAGGGUCCAGUAUAAGAAUAAAUAAGGAUUAUUUUUGAACUGUCUGAAAUAAUCCAAGGAUGUCCUGGAAGUGUACAAGAAUAAAAUAUGAAGCUGGAAAUGAGUUUAAUAGGUCUCCUUUAAAAAUAUUACUCACAAGUGAAGCGGUUUGUGUUUUCAUCCACAUAUGUUUUUAUUUUAAAUAAACUGAUCCACCACAGGCCUGAGAAAUGUGCCUUUAUAUUCACUGUUUCUGUUAGUCUAGCAUGAAGAAUGACUCAUAUCGUAUAAACAGCUAAAAUGAACAUCUCCGUGGUGGGUCUCCAGGGAUUUGAGCUCCAUCGGGUUCUUUGGACAGCUUUAACCGUUUUUUUAUUUGGUUGUUGGAUGAAGUGGAAGUCCGUUGGCAGCACGUCAGAGCGGCUCCUCCAAAACAAACUGAAUUAUUUGAUACUCUGUUAAUGGAAAACACAGCUCAUCAGGCUCUCCUCCAAGAUCUCCCGAGCACGUGGCCUUCAUGCAUUCAGGGAGCUGACUGGGAUCUUCUCCUGGUAGUAAUGCAGAGAGCAGUCAUGUUGGGAGUAAUGAGAGGUUCUUUCUGAGUCGCUGGCAAAACAAGAUUUGCAUGCAAUGAAUCAGGUCCCAUCUGCUUCCUCUGUCCAUUCUUUAUUAAAGUCCAGCUUGGCAAUUAUAUAGUGUACUUAAAUCCAUGUAACCGUGCUGUGUGAAAACCUGGAUUAAACACGUCAUUUAUUUAAUGUGAAACUGUGUUGUGUUCAGUUUUAGGCUCAAAUAAAAGCAGUUAUUUUAUA